Alternaria incomplexa is the source of this 936-nucleotide messenger RNA. RefSeq lists its product as uncharacterized. Lineage: Eukaryota; Fungi; Ascomycota; Dothideomycetes; Pleosporales; Pleosporaceae. Bases 1 to 936 code for a protein of 311 amino acids. The transcript has 2 exons. The record is from RefSeq and is a predicted model, not a curated record.
AUGUUUAUUAUCACCAACGUCCUGUUCUACUACUUCCUGGGAGAAAUCUUUUACGUGACUGGCCUUGGUGUUUCCAAGAUCUCGAUUCUCUUCUUCUACCUUCGCGUCUUUCCGGCCAAGAGCUUUCGAAUCCUUACUUACAGCGUCAUGGGCGUCUGUGGGGUCUACACCGUUGUAUUCUUCGUCGUCACCCUCAUGCAAUGCCGGCCCAUCAGCAUGGCUUGGGAUCAAUGGGAUGGACUCCACGAAGGCAGCUGCAACAACAUCCAUCUCCAAGGCUGGAUCGCGGCCGCUAUCAACAUCUUCCUCGACGUGGUUGUGAUGGCGCUCCCGAUGAAACAUCUAGCAGCGCUGAACAUGGGUAUCAAGAAGAAGGUCAUGGUCAUGUCCAUGUUUGGUGUCGGUAUCUUCGUCGUCGUCAUCUCGGUCAUUCGCUUGGAAUCCCUCAUCCACUUCUCUAAUACGCAGAAUGUCACCUGGGAUUACGUCGACGCCGGUCUAUGGAGUCUUAUCGAAAUCGACGUUUCGAUCGUCUGCGGAUGUAUGCCUGCUCACCGGCUAUUGAUCGCCAAGUUCUGGCCGAAGAUACAGUCGACAAUCGGAGCAAGCAAAGCCCUUUCGACGAAAGGUUCAAAGUUCAACAGUACCAACAACACGACCAUCAGCUCUACGGCCCCCGAGAAGUCAGUCCGUCUCUCCAUAAAACCGAAAGCAAAGGACGAGAACAACUUCAUUCCAUUGGACGACAUGGACGACAACAGCGAUCGAGCCAUGUUGACGAAACGGGACACCGAACGAGACUCUAGGGGUUGGAUCGUGGCAACACAUGAGGUGGAAGUCACGCACAGGAAUGCUUCGGUGGUCACAGAGAACGCCAAUGAUGGUAAGCCCCAGGACUGGAACAAGCCUCCUAUGAUGGGAAGAGAACAUGUAUGA